AUUUCCCCACUUUCUCAACAAAAAUGAGACAAGAUAUUCAAUGCCUGCGAGGUGUUGCUAUUUUAUUAGUACUUAUUUAUCACUUAUUUCCAACACUUUUUGUGAAUGGAUUUCUGGGAGUGGAUAUAUUCUUUGUUAUAUCGGGAUUCCUCAUGGCACAAAAUUUGUCAAAGUCAAAACUUGUCACUGUGCAAGAUUUCUUCAUAUUUUACUACAGAAGAUUUCGGAGAAUACUUCCUCUUUACUAUCUUGUCAUAUUUGUAACAUUGGCUGCAGUUCAUCUAUACCUUGGAGAUUUUUGGUGGUACACGAAUAGACGAUACUCGUUGGCUUCGUUGUUUUUGGUUACCAAUCAACUUAUUAUUCACGACAGCGCAGAUUAUUUCAGAGAGUUUCUGGCCGAUGGUACAUCUCUAAAUGCGUUCAUUCAUUUAUGGUCGCUUGGUGUUGAAAUGCAAUUUUAUCUUCUUGUUCCAUUCAUAUUUUUUGGACUUCAAUUUUUGAAAAAUGAUCUUCUAAGACUGAUCGCUUCAUCCUUAACUACUGUAAUAGGAUUUUUAUGUUUUGCAUUUAUUAAUCAACAGUUUGCGUUCAACUUCAUGUUCCUCCGCCUGUGGCAGUUUUCUGCGGGAUUCAUGGCCCUUUUCUGGAAGAAAAUUAGCUUCUAUGAAUAUUCUGAGAAACUGAAACCAGCUAAAAUUGAAUUAAUUCUUCCGAUUGCUAAGGGAGAUUUGACAACAGUUUGUUUGUCAACAAUUGCUUUGUGUAUUUUACCCAAUAAGAUUGAACUUCUUGCUCUCAGACCAUUAGUAACAAUGGCAACAGCGUUUAUAAUUGCAAGCGACUCUCAAGAUAACCAGUUUUUGAAAUCGAAAACUCUUUGCUACAUUGGUGAUAUUUCAUAUGUAAUUUAUCUUGUUCAUUGGCCUAUUAUCGUUCUUUUCCUUACAGCUUCUUUGAGAACUCACUUGUUCUGUAUUUUGACAAUCCUGUUGGCGUCUGUUGUUCUCCAUCAUAUUUUUGAAAAACAAUAUUUGAGAAUGGACUGGAAAGCUUUGAUUCCAUUGCUUUUUGUGAUUGUCUUAAGUAAUGCCUAUCUUCAAAAUAGUAUUCGAGUUCACAGUUUCUGGAAUAACACAUAUUCGCUUGAGCUCCAAGAAGUUAUUCAAAACAACAAAAUGCUACUCACAGACCUAGCUGAACUUCAAAAAAUGAAUGCAAAAAAUGUAUGUGCUGUGAGCAACCUUGAUGAACCGAUUGGCCAGAAACGAGUGUUCGGAUACUGUGAAUAUCCAAAAAGCCACGGAAACAUAUCGGUUAUGAUGAUUGGUAAUAGUUAUGUGAUGACAUUCAGUGAACCUAUAAGAGCUCAAUUCCAUAAAAAUUAUUCCGAAUAUCGCUAUUAUUCAAUUGGAGAAGGAGCAGCUAUUUAUGCAGACUCUCCCGGAUCCCAUCAAGCAUUAGAUAUAUUUAAGAGAAAUGUAGCAAAGUUCAAACCAGACGUACUAUUCAUUUCUGCUAGAUACUCAGAAUCGGUUCGACUUCCCAUAAAACACAACGAUGCCUAUCUCAAACAGAUGAAUGAAAAUAUUGAAUUUUACGAGAAAUUUGUAAAGAAGAUUUACAUAUUGGAUUCUCAUCCACUUUAUAACUUGAAUUUUUUAAACUUUUUUAUGCAUUAUGUUGUCCAACGACCCGAUGAGCUGGAAUCGUUACACUUGAAUCGACAAAAAGCAGAUGAACAGAUGAGAUAUGUAAAGAAACGAUUCAGUAUGGUAAAGUGCAAGAAGUGCCAGUUUUACGAUUUGAGCCAUGUAUUUGUGGAAAACGAUAAGUAUCUGACUUUUGACAGAGGAAGCAUGCUUUCAUACGUCGACAAUACAAUUCACCUUACCAAAGUUGGCGUCGAACUUUGUGAACCUGUGUUCAAAAAAAUUGUAAAAGAAAUUAUGAAUACCCUUUAAUUGUUUCAUACUGGUAACUUUUUUGAAUCAAUUUCUUUGAAUCUCUUUGCAAUAACUCAAGUUUGUAUUCAUUUUUGUGUAGUUUUUCAAGUUAAAUAAAAUCCGGUGUGCAAAAUAAACCUAUCUGUUCAAAACAUUGAGAAAUAAAGAUUUUUUACCACAUU
Caenorhabditis elegans is the source of this 2128-nucleotide messenger RNA. RefSeq names its product Acyltransferase (gene bus-1). The coding region runs from base 24 to 1964 and encodes 646 amino acids. NCBI's taxonomy places the organism in Eukaryota, Metazoa, Nematoda, Chromadorea, Rhabditida, Rhabditidae. The transcript has 9 exons. The record is from RefSeq and is marked reviewed. Gene Ontology annotation, molecular function: acyltransferase activity, transferring groups other than amino-acyl groups.